This is a messenger RNA of Dendronephthya gigantea, 1900 nucleotides long. RefSeq names its product sperm-associated antigen 16 protein-like. The record is from RefSeq and is a predicted model, not a curated record. Gene Ontology annotation, molecular function: protein binding. The transcript is spliced from 20 exons. The coding region runs from base 34 to 1878 and encodes 614 amino acids. Gene Ontology annotation, biological process: axoneme assembly. Gene Ontology annotation, cellular component: axonemal central apparatus. Lineage: Eukaryota; Metazoa; Cnidaria; Anthozoa; Malacalcyonacea; Nephtheidae.
GGUGAGACGUUCACGUCACCUUGGUAACGAAACAUGGCGGCUGUUUUGGCUGAUCCAGAGUCAGAAAUGCCAAAUGAUAUGGACGAAGAUGGCUAUAUUUUGGAACAGGUUACAAUUCCUGAUUACAAUGAUGAGGAUUUCAUAUAUGAAGAGGUUCCAGUUGAUGACAACUUUUCUGUGUCAGAAGGAAGUGAAGAUUUUGAAACUGCAAUCAAAGCAUUGAAAGAGGAAAUUGUGGAUAAUACUGUUUUACAGCAAAAGCCAACCACAACUACAUCAUCUGAAGCUACUGUUACAUUGAGACCGGAAGUGGUUGAUGAUUUUGUGAGAAAUUUUCUGGUAAAAAUGGGAAUGAAACGGACCUUGGAUUGUUUUCAGACAGAGUGGUACGAAUUACAAGAAUGUGGGCUUAUAAAUAAAGAAGAGGUGCAAGUUGUUCCAGAUAUUUACGUCAGAAAUGAACAUUUAGAUGACCUGGUUAAGUCUUUACGCGACGAAGUUAUGCGAUUCAAGGAUGCUGCAGAUCGUGCACGUCAAACGUAUGUGCGUCUAAGAAAAGAAAGAGAUUUUCAUCGAAUGCAUCAUAAAAGAGUCGUUCAAGAGAAAAAUAAACUGAUUACAGAUCUCAGGAGACUCAAGAAGCAUUAUGCGUCAUAUGAACCAACUUUGAAAACUUUAAAACAGAAAUAUGAGGUCGCUUUAAAGGAAAAAAUGUUAACAAAAUUGGAGCGAGAUCGAGCGGUCGGACAGAUUGUUGGUCUUCAAGCAAGUUUUCAACCUACUGCUGAAAACGUGGAAAUGGAGGAAUCUCUCGCAAGUAGAGGUAAUGAAAAUUUUGGAGUGAAGAAAAGUGAUCCAGAAAGUCCGCCGAACAAAAAUGAUGUCCCAGCUGAAAACAAGCCUGUGAAACAUCCAAAGGAUAGUGCCUUUCCUCAGGAUAUGGGAAUCAAUCCAUUGCUUAUUCAACACAAAGGACCAUCGCCUCAUCUCACUAGAGCUGGUGGUUUUAGACUGACCAAUACAAUCACUGCACAUAAUAUGGCUGUUAGUUCCAUUGCCCUUCAUCCUCGCAAGCAAGUAUUAACAACUUGUAGUGAUGAUCACACGUGGAAAAUGUGGUCUGUUCCAAGUGGAGAUAUUAUAAUGACUGGCGAAGGACAUAAAGACUGGAUUGCAGAUUGUGAUUUUCAUCCAGGUGGUGGUAGUUUGGCGACUGUUUCUGGUGAUGCAACAGUCAAGAUCUGGGAUUUCACCAAAUCGGAAUGUGUUUUGACAUUUACUGACCAUAUUCAUGCGGUAUGGGGCUGUUCCUGGCACUCCUGCGGUGACUUUCUUGCCACUUGCUCAAUGGAUUGUACUGGAAAAAUAUGGGAUGUUAACAGCGAAAGAUGUCGCUCAACUCUUCGUGGUCAUGCUGACUCAGUAAACAGCAUUACUUUUCUGCCAUAUUCUAAUAAUUUACUGACUUGCUCUGCUGACAAGACUAUUUCUUUGUGGGAUGCAAGAACGAGUCUGUGUGGUCAAACCUUCUUUGGUCAUAUGCAUUCUAUCAAUCACUGCGUUUUCAAUUUGAGGGGAGAUACAGUAGCCUCGUGCGAUUCUUAUGGUGUUAUUAAGUUAUGGGAUGUUCGUACAGUUGGAUGUCUUGCUAGUGUUGAUCUUGGUCCUCACCCGGCUAACCGGGUAGCAUUUGAUCCAGGUUGUACGGUGCUAGCCGUGGCUAGUAAUGAUGGUUCUGUCAGAAUGUAUGACAUUGCUUCAGGAAAACAAUCUCAACUUACUGGCCACGAGGAGGCUGUUCAAACAGUUUUGUUUGACAAAACUGGAGAAUUCUUGCUUUCUGCCGGCUCUGAUGGGACCCUCAGAAUUUGGUCUUGAGAAGAAAGCAUGAUCAUAAGGC